AUGCCGGUCGUGCCGCCCCAGGACCAGCUGCGCCAAAGCGCGGGCAGGCGCGCCACCCGGAUGGUCGGCAGGCGCGCCAGGUUGACGGUGAAAAACACCUUCAUCAGCGAGCUCGACAGCCCGGAGGCCCCGUCGCCCGGCCCCCGCGGCGCCUCCCGGACCUGGGCGGCCGGCGCCGGCCCCGACGCAGAGCCGACCGGCGCGGGCGCACGCCCGCUGGCGCAAGGCGCCCGCCGCGAGCUCGACGUGGGCGCCGGCGGCGGGCCCUGCGGGCAACGGCGCGGGUCCGGCCGCGGGGCCGAGUGCGCGGGCGCUGCGCGGCGGCUGCCGUCGCGCAGCCUCUCGCCGUGCUACGUGAGCCUCCGGGAUGAGGAGCCGCCGCUCCGGGCGGGCCCGGGCCAGCCCCCGGGGCUGCGCCUGCCCCUCCUGCGGCCGCCGAGGCUCCCCGCCGGCCCGGACGGCCAGCCCACGCCGGCGGGCACGGCCUCGCGCGGGCCCUCCGCCGACCCGUGGGAGCAGCGCACGCCGGCCCUCACCGCGUCCCGCUGGCCCUCCGCGGAGCUCGCAGCGCCCGGGCCCGCCUCGGGCCCGCCGUCGCCGGCCCGCACCGCCUCGCGGUGGGCCUCGGCCGACCUGGGCGAGUGCGCCGUGGGCCAGGCCGCCGCGCUGGACCAGUCGACCAGCUCGGAGGUCUCCACGGGCAGCGCCGGGGCCUGCAGCAGCCUCACCUGGAGUGCCGACCAGCAGGCGGUCGGCGAGCAGAGUUGGGAGUGGCGCCCGGCGCCAUCCCGCGUGGGCCUCGAGCCGCAUGUGGCCGCCCCCGACCCGGCCACCCCCGGUCCACCGGCGGCCGUGGCCGCGCCGAUCGCUGCUCCGCACUCGGGCGCGGGCAUGCCCCUGUGCCUCUCGGCCGCCAUUGGGCCAGCGAGCUGUGGCGCCAGCAUGUUCCCGCUGUACCUGCCAGGCACGCCCGGGGGAUGCUUCGGUGGGGUCAUGCACCCUGCAGCCCUGGCCGCCGCCUGUGAGCAGCAGCUGCAGCUCGUGCACAUGGCCAGGCUGGCGGCGACCAUGCGCGCCCCCGUGCCGGCACCUCCCGGCCUCCCCGCCACUGCCCGGCCCGCCGCACAGCCGCCCGCUGUGGAGCUCGCGGCAGCCCUCGGCAGCGGCGGCCGCGAUUGCGCUUCAGGCAGCGGUGGCCCGGCGCGCCCGAGCCAGUCGAGUGCCUCGGCGGCGGCGGCAGGCGCCCUGGGCACCAGCAUGGCUGCUGCGAGGCGCGCGCGCCCGCAGGGCUCCCGGCGGCUGCGCAUGUGGGCACACCUCCACCUCCAUAUGCAGGCCCCCGGGUUCGACCUGGUCCCCCGUCUCAUCGGGCGCGGGGGGUCCACCCUGCGGGGCAUCGCGGAGCGCACCGGCUCCAAGAUCCGAGUCCGCGGCCGCGGCAGCGGCCACCUCGAGGUCAAUGGCACCAGCGAGGCUCCGUGCCCGCUCAUGGUCGCCGUGACCACGGAUCGUCAGGACAACGCAGGUUUCGCCUCGGCCGUUGAGAGCGUCGUGCGGGAACUGCGCGCGUUGGAGCGACGGUUCCACGCGUUCUGCGAGCAGCGCGGUGUGCAGCACGAGGACCCUGGCUUCAGCGUAGGACUGCUCGGUCCCGGUGCCCAGGACCUCCUCGGCGAGGCCCUGGAAGGAGUGGCGGAGAGCCGCGCCUGCUAA
Messenger RNA from Prorocentrum cordatum, 1713 nucleotides. NCBI's taxonomy places the organism in Eukaryota, Dinophyceae, Prorocentrales, Prorocentraceae. The record is from the annotation of a GenBank genome assembly.